Messenger RNA from Gossypium arboreum, 873 nucleotides. Its product is annotated as secretory carrier-associated membrane protein 3-like. Gene Ontology annotation, cellular component: trans-Golgi network membrane; recycling endosome membrane. NCBI's taxonomy places the organism in Eukaryota, Viridiplantae, Streptophyta, Magnoliopsida, Malvales, Malvaceae. The record is from RefSeq and is a predicted model, not a curated record. The transcript is spliced from 12 exons. Gene Ontology annotation, biological process: protein transport. Bases 1 to 873 code for a protein of 290 amino acids.
AUGGCUGCUCACCACGAUAAGAACCCUUUUCACAACGAAGAAGAUGAUCAAGUCAAUCCUUUUUCAAACCCUUCACAUUAUUCACACUCAAGGCUUUCGGCAUUACCUCAUGAACCAGCCAACUUUGAUUAUGGUCAUCGGCAUCCAGCCAUUGACGUUGCUCUUGAUAAAGAAAUGAAUUUACAGCAUAAAGAGAGAGAACUUAAAACCAAGGAAGCUGAAAUCAGAAAGAGAGAGGAGGAAGUCAAAAAGAAAGAAGAAGCUCUUGCUAGAGCUGGAGUUUUUCUGGAUAUCGAAAAUUGGCCACCAUUUUUCCCAAUCAUACACCAUGAUAUUGCAAAUGAAAUACCAGAUUAUCUACACCGUAUGCAAUAUGUAGCUUUCGCCACUUUAUUAGGAUUGAUCCUUUGCCUUGUCUGGAAUGUCAUAUCUGUUUCUGCUGCAAGCCUCAAAGGGAGAGGAAUUGUAAUCUGGUUCCUUGCCAUCAUCUACUUAUUAGUUGGGGUACCAGGAGCCUAUUUUUUGUGGUACCGUCCACUAUAUCGCGCUUGCAGGAAAGACAGUGCAUUUAGAUUUGGAUGGUUUUUCAUAUUUUAUAUGGUACAUAUAUGCUUCUGCAUCUUUGCUGCUGUUGCUCCGCCUAUAUUCCGUCAAGGGUUUUCGUUACCGGGAAUACUGAGUGCAUUAGAUGCUAUGAGCCAAAGUGCUAUUCUUGGGAUCUUGUACUUUAUCGGGUUCGGAUUAUUCAGUGCCGAGGCGCUGUUAAGCAUCUGGGUCUUUCAGAGAGUGUACAGGUUUUUCCGGGGAACCGGUAAGGCUGCAGAGGCAAAGAGCCGAGCUGCAAGAGGGAGAGCAAUGGCUGCAGCAAGUUAA